GGGUGGGACGGUGCAGGCGCAGAGGACUGGGUUUGGCUGGACUCGAUUUAAAGAGACAGAAGCCGUCCGGGUCUAAGAAGACGGUCCCCAAGACCCUCCCCCCAAGUCCUUGGGACCACUUGGGUCCCGAAAGCUGGGGAGAUGGUUUGCGGUGGCUUUGCCUGUUCCAAGAAUGCGCUGUGCGCGCUCAACGUGGUCUACAUGCUGGUAGGCUUGUUGCUCAUUGGAGUGGCUGCUUGGGGUAAGGGCCUGGGUCUGGUAUCCAGCAUCCACAUCAUCGGAGGAGUCAUUGCUGUGGGAGUCUUCCUUCUCCUCAUCGCGGUGGCUGGACUGGUGGGUGCUGUCAACCACCACCAAGUACUCCUGUUCUUUUACAUGAUCAUCCUUGGUCUGGUGUUCGUCUUCCAGUUUGGAAUCUCUUGCUCAUGUCUGGCUAUUAACCGAAGCAAACAGACAGAUGUCAUCAAUGCUUCCUGGUGGGUCAUGAGCAACAAGACUCGGGAUGAAUUGGAAAGAAGUUUUGAUUGUUGUGGCUUGUUCAACCUUACAACCCUGUAUCAACAAGAUUAUGCUUUCUGCACUGCAAUCUGCAAGAGCCGGAGCCCCACGUGCCAGAUGUGUGGAGAAAAGUUUCUUAAGCAUUCAGAUGAGGCCCUGAAAAUCCUGGGGGGUGUUGGACUCUUCUUUAGCUUUACAGAGAUCCUUGGUGUUUGGCUAGCGAUGAGAUUUCGGAAUCAGAAGGAUCCUCGAGCCAACCCCAGUGCCUUUCUAUGAGACUUUGGAGCCUUCUGACUUCUCUCCUGCUCUCUGCUCUCCCUAAGCUUUUUCUUCCUCCCUUACGGAAGACCUAGGGUCUGUAGCCCUUUUUGUUUGAGAAAAAGGCAAGGCCCUUUGCCAUGUCCCCUCAAGAUGACUGAAUAGCUAGGCUUUGUGCCAUGACAUGUUUUAGUGGGAGCAAGAUUAUAAAGAACAAAGAGAAACUUCCUCCCUCUGUCCCUCAGGGGACAUGGGAAGCUCCCGGGAAGUACAUGAGAUGGAUGGGGGUUGGAGUCAUUCCUGGCUCUGUCUCCCCUCUUCUCCCUUUCACAUCCUGGCUCCAAAGGUAAAUUGGGGACAGAGCCCAGGAGAAAGUCACCAAGAACUCUUCCUUGUAAUAAGCAGGACCCAGUUUGGGGGAAUUCAGUGAAUAUAAAAAUAAAAGCCAUUUAAACUCCA
Equus quagga is the source of this 1215-nucleotide messenger RNA. It is a transcript of the gene TSPAN31, whose product is annotated as tetraspanin 31. Bases 142 to 774 code for a protein of 210 amino acids. The record is from RefSeq and is a predicted model, not a curated record. The transcript has 6 exons. Lineage: Eukaryota; Metazoa; Chordata; Mammalia; Perissodactyla; Equidae. Gene Ontology annotation, cellular component: membrane.